GAGAGGGAGAGACCGGGAAGGGGGAGCGGGACCGCCGGGCCGCCAGCAUCCCCCCGGGCCGCCCGCGCCGGACCCGCACCCGCGCGGGGCGCCCUCCGCCCCCGUCGCCCCGGGCCGGGCCACCUCCUCACCCCGUACCCCAUCCUUCGUCUCCCGGUCUGUUUGUCUCGGGCUGGUUCCGUCCUCCCGGGACCGGGAACGCACCGGGGGCCCCGGGGAGGGGGCCUGGGGAGGCCCUCCCCGCCGUCUCGCCCCUUCCCUCGCCGGCAUGAGCCCCCGGCUGUGACCCCCGCCGGGGGGAGGGGGCCGGGGGUCCAUGCUCGCAGCCUCCGCACCGCCCGGCGCCUGCCGCUGACGGCGGCGGGGGUGGGGGGGCCGGGCACCCAGCCUCCUGCCCCACCCCCUGGCGUCGGCCCCGCGGGCCGUCGGGGGCCGCUGCCCCCGGCUGCGCCCUGCCCGCCGGCCAGGCCCUGGAGGCGCCCCGGAGCUGCCGCCGGCAUCAGCCCAUGGCCCGGAGGUACAAUGAGCUGCCCCACUACCCAGGCAUCGCGGAUGGCACUGCAGCCCUGGCUGGCUUCUCGGAGGCAGCGCCUCCAGCACCCAGAGCCCCUGGGCCCUACGGCCCACACCGGCCUCCGCAGCCCCCACCCCCUGGCUUGGACGGGGACGGCCUGAAGAGGGAGAAGGAUGAGAUCUAUGGGCACCCGCUCUUCCCGCUGCUGGCCCUGGUCUUUGAGAAAUGUGAACUGGCCACCUGCUCACCCCGGGACGGGGCUGGGCUGGGCACACCCCUGGGCGGUGACGUCUGCUCCUCCGAUUCCUUCAACGAGGACAUCGCCGCCUUCGCCAAGCAGGUCCGCUCCGAGAGGCCCCUCUUCUCCUCCAACCCAGAGCUGGACAAUCUGAUGAUCCAGGCUAUUCAGGUGCUCCGGUUCCACCUGCUGGAGCUGGAGAAGGUCCACGACCUGUGCGACAACUUCUGUCACCGCUACAUCACCUGCCUCAAGGGAAAGAUGCCCAUCGACCUGGUCAUCGAGGAUCGGGAUGGCGGCUGCAGGGAGGACCUCGAGGACUACCCGGGCUCCUGCCCCAGCAUCCCAGACCAGAAUAAUACAUGGAUUCGAGACCACGAAGACAGCGGAGCUGUGCCCUUGGGGACCCCGGGUCCAUCCAGCGGGGGCCUGGCCUCCCAGAGUGGGGACAACUCCAGUGACCAAGGAGACGGACUGGACACGAGCGUGGCCUCUCCCAGUUCCGGGGGAGAAGACGAGGAGCUGGACCAGGAGCGGCGGCGGAAUAAGAAAAGGGGCAUCUUCCCCAAGGUGGCCACCAACAUCAUGAGAGCCUGGCUGUUCCAGCACCUCUCGCACCCGUACCCCUCGGAGGAGCAGAAGAAGCAGCUGGCGCAGGACACGGGGCUCACCAUCCUACAAGUGAACAACUGGUUCAUUAACGCCCGGAGACGCAUCGUGCAGCCCAUGAUAGAUCAGUCCAACCGCACAGGGCAGGGUGCAGCCUUCAGCCCAGAGGGCCAGCCCAUGACCGGCUACACGGAGACACAGCCACACGUGACUGUCAGGCCUGCAGGACCGAUGGGGAUGAGUUUGAACCUGGAGGGGGAGUGGCAUUAUCUAUAGAGGCUGGAGUCCGGAGGAGGGAAGAGGGGAAGGGAAGGAGUAAGAGAGGGAGAGAAACAUCAAUGUGUGGUUGCCUUUCACGUACCCCCCCCACUGGGGACCUGGCCCCUGGCCCACAACCCAGGUUUGUGCCCUGACUGGGAAUUGAACCCGUAACCUUUCGCUUUGCAGACCAGAGCUCAAUCUGCUGAGCCGCACCAGCCAGGGCUUAUCUUCUUUCAUCUCUGUCUCUCUCCCUCCAUUUGGUUCUCAUGCUUUGGCUCCCUCUUUUUCUGUUCCUCCCCCUCUCUCCAUCUUCUUCCCUCUCCCUGUGGGGCUGGCGGGGGCUGCACGGAGGGCUGACCUGGGGCGAGACCCUCUCCCACCUCCUCCUGACUUGGCGCCCCCUCCCCUCUCCACAGACUCCAGCCUCCAAACUGUGACCACCGGGCCCACACCUUGUUCCGGUCCCCACCCUCCACGGCCCUCCCACUCAACACCUACCUCCCUGGGGCCCCACCAGGACAGUGGGGGUCUGAGCGCCCGCUCCGGGGUCUCUGAAGGACAAAGACAAAGUCUCUAGACUCUGUGCCCCACUUCUACCCUCGCCUCUGCCCAGAACCCGAGCUGUGAUCCCGGGUCAUCGGAAGACAGUGGCCCGGACACCCCACCUGCAGGACAGAGAUGGAACUGGGGGCGGGCUGGGGCCGUCGUGGGAGGAGGGUCACCCGGAUCCGAUAUUUGGGGAGGUUCCCUUCAUCCUCCCAACCCUCUCCCCUCCUCUCUGCCCCUACCUCCCUUCUCUGAUGUCUUCUACUUUUUUUUUUAAUGAUAAAAUCUUAAA
Messenger RNA from Artibeus jamaicensis (Jamaican fruit-eating bat), 2460 nucleotides. It is a transcript of the gene MEIS3, whose product is annotated as Meis homeobox 3. NCBI's taxonomy places the organism in Eukaryota, Metazoa, Chordata, Mammalia, Chiroptera, Phyllostomidae. Gene Ontology annotation, biological process: animal organ morphogenesis; positive regulation of cell population proliferation; eye development. The transcript has 13 exons. The record is from RefSeq and is a predicted model, not a curated record. The coding region runs from base 507 to 1637 and encodes 376 amino acids. Gene Ontology annotation, molecular function: DNA-binding transcription activator activity, RNA polymerase II-specific; RNA polymerase II cis-regulatory region sequence-specific DNA binding.